AUGUAUAAAGGUUAUCUUUUCCUUUGUUUAAUAUUGCUGGCUUUAGAAGCAUCCUCUAAACCCAAUAUUAAAAACUUGGAGAAAGAGGACCUUGUCUUUUCCAAAUUUUUGAUAAAACAGGCAAAAGGUUCAAAACAAUUUGACGGUGAAGAACACCGUGUAGGUGACUUACCCUGGGCAAAUGGGGAGUUGCCACUCGAAAAGCACUAUGCCGGCUACAUACAUAUCCGCUCUUUUAAGAUUUUUGAGAGGACAGGAAACGCAAGCUUAUGGCUUCAAGGUGGUCCAGGAUCCAGCUCCAUGAUCGGAUUAUUCUAUGAGAUGGGCCCAUUUAAGGUUACAUCAAAUAUGAAAUUAAUACGAAAUCCGCAUACUUGGAAUAAACAUUAUGGGAUGCUGUUCAUUGAUCAACCAGUCGGAGCUGGGUACUCUUUUGUAGACUCUCCACAUCAAGCGAUUUUAACAGACCCUGAAUGUUCAUACAUUGAUCAAUAUCAAGGGGAGAAUGGUGACGGAAACGCCAAGCAUCAAAAAUCAAAGCUUAGACAAACCAUUAUUCGUAUGAUGGAGUCUUUUUUCUUUCGUCGUAAAUCUCAUCACGUCCGAAACGAUGAUCCUUGCUAUAUGGAAGGAUAUGUCAGUAAUCAAAAAGGAAUUUCAAAAGAUUUGUUAGUGUUCUUACAAAAAUUCUAUCAACGUUAUCCAGAACAGAAACGUAGUGAGUUGUAUAUAGCCGGUGAAAGUUACGCAGGCAAAUAUGUGCCUUCAUUUGCAACUGCCAUUUAUAAACAUAAUACUUUUUUACGCCAACAAAAAAAAUAUGAAGAUAUUUUUCCUCUUGCUGGCGUCGCUAUCGGCAGUGGAUUUACUGAUCCAAUUACUCAAAUCAAAUCCCAUGGAGAACAAGCCUAUCAACUUGGUGGUCUUGUUUCAUCAAACGAUGCAGAUUACAUGAAUCAACUAGCUGCACUAACCGUUCUUCGAAUUAAGGAAAAUGAUUUUUUAGGAGCUAGAGAAAUUCGCAAUAAAUUAUUUAAAUACUGGCAAAAUGUCACCGGAAUCAUGAAUUAUUAUGAUAUUCGGAGAACUGAAAUGCAGAAUGAUUGGAGCUUGAUGGAACGAUUCCUUAAUAUACCGGAAAUAAAGAAAUCCGUUAAUGUUGGCAACCGGCGAUAUUUUAAAGAUUUGUCGGGUGAUAUUAUGAAAUCUACCGCACACCUAUUCCCUACAUUAAUAGAGAAUUAUAAAGUGAUGCUCUUUCAAGGGAACAUGGAUUUUCGUGAUGGAGUUGUUGGAAAUACCGAAUGGCUGUGUUCAUUAGAAUUUGAUGGUUCUGAAAUUUUCAGAAAAAAGCCACGCAAGAUUUGGCACCUAGAUGACAAUCUGAUUGGUUACUCGGUACAAUCAAGAAAUCUUACCAGGAUAGUAUUCUUACAAUCUGGACAUUUUGUUCCCAUAGAUCAACCAAUUGCAACAUUAGAUAUGAUAACACGUUUUAUUGAAAAUGAACCUUUUUAA
Molecule: messenger RNA, 1518 nt
Organism: Ambispora gerdemannii
Lineage: Eukaryota; Fungi; Glomeromycota; Glomeromycetes; Archaeosporales; Ambisporaceae
Source: the annotation of a GenBank genome assembly